AUAUUGAUGUUCAUUAUCGAGCACGCCAAGGAAGAACCAGCCUUCUUCUGUUCCACCUCCUCCGAAUACUCAGACAGUCAUUGUGACCAUGAGGAAUACGCCUUCUUGUCGCAUUCUAACUGUAGGCCCGACGCUGGAUGUGUCGGUGAACCUCGUACAACAGAUUCAACGAUUGUCUCAACCACCGUCAACUUCUGAUGACUCUAUUUCAUCUCUUAUAUCGAACGAAUCCGAAAAACAUUUCCCGUGGACAAUUUCGAAUAAAUAUUACACUGCUGAGGUCCAUUUCGUGGCUCGGCAGAUCAAGGGCCUUGCACCCUAUCAUUUGCAGGAAAUCCCUGCGUUAAUAUUCGUCUGGGAAAAAGGAGAGACUUACAAGCAUCAUAUCCAUCGGCUCUCUAAAGACCUCGGUGGCUCAGAACCGGAAGUUUCUUUGGCUGUACGCGUUCCGGCCUCUGCAGCGCCUUCCGAAGAACACAAGGAAGACGAGGAUGAGGCUCUCGAAGACGCUAAUGCCGUUGACUGAAUUCCUCUCGUCCCAUGGCUUUGAGUUCGUUGAUGCCUCUGGCGGAGAACACACAGAAAAUACAGAGGAGCUUGAAGGCAUUUCGGACGGUAUCCCCUCUCUACCUCGUGUUCUUGAUGCAUUGAGCACCAUCAUGUGGCCUUCUAUGCAAGCGUCUCAAAAA
This is a messenger RNA of Desarmillaria tabescens, 689 nucleotides long. RefSeq lists its product as uncharacterized. The record is from RefSeq and is a predicted model, not a curated record. NCBI's taxonomy places the organism in Eukaryota, Fungi, Basidiomycota, Agaricomycetes, Agaricales, Physalacriaceae. The transcript has 4 exons. The coding region runs from base 89 to 526 and encodes 145 amino acids.